GCGCUCGAGUGGGAGUCGAAUCUUCUCCGGAACCGUUUGCUUUCAUUUCUGCACGAGCCUGUCGCGCACCGUUUCCUUCUCGACGCUUCGUACCAAAACAAACGUCGCACGACGCGCUUCAAUCCCGCAUCUUCGAGGGAUUAUUCGGUGUUUUGUGUCAAAAGGUGGUGAAUAAAGGUGGGAAUAAUAUGAGUGUGGAGGCGUACGGGCCGAGCUCACAGACGCUCACCUUCCUGGACACGGAGGAAGCGGAGCUGCUCGGGGCCGACACGCAGGGCUCCGAGUUUGAGUUCACCGACUUUACGCUGCCCAGUCAGACCCAGACGCAGGGCCAGACCCAGAGCCAGCUCGACAACCAGGUGAACGGACCUGAUGCAGUUCUGCCCAAUGGAGAGGAUGCAGUGGUGAAGACCAGCCAACUUCUGGCUGAGCUGAACUUUGAGGAGGACGAGGAAGACACUUACUACACUAAAGACCUGCCGCUGCACGCCUGCAGUUAUUGUGGCAUCCACGACCCAGCAUGUGUGGUCUAUUGCAACACCAGCAAAAAGUGGUUUUGCAACGGCCGCGGUAACACUUCCGGGAGUCAUAUUGUGAAUCAUUUAGUGAGGGCCAAAUGUAAGGAGGUGACCCUGCAUAAGGAUGGCCCGCUGGGCGAGACCGUUCUAGAGUGCUAUAACUGCGGCUGUCGUAACGUCUUCCUGCUCGGCUUCAUCCCGGCUAAAGCAGAUUCUGUUGUGGUGCUACUAUGCAGGCAGCCAUGUGCCAGUCAGAGCAGUCUGAAGGACAUUAAUUGGGACAGUUCUCAAUGGCAGCCCCUCAUUCAGGACCGCUGCUUUCUGUCAUGGCUGGUGAAGAUCCCAUCCGAGCAGGAGCAGCUAAGGGCCCGGCAGAUCACGGCCCAGCAGAUCAACAAACUCGAGGAGCUGUGGAAGGAAAACCCGACGGCUACGCUGGAAGAUCUGGAGAAACCCGGAGUGGAUGAGGAACCUCAGCACGUUCUGCUGAGAUAUGAAGAUGCCUAUCAGUACCAGAACAUUUUCGGACCCCUUGUCAAACUCGAGGCUGAUUAUGACAAGAAACUUAAAGAGUCCCAAACUCAAGACAAUAUAACUGUCAGGUGGGAUUUGGGACUGAAUAAAAAGCGGAUAGCUUAUUUCACCUUGCCCAAGACGGAUUCAGGUGACAUGCGACUGAUGCAGGGCGAUGAGAUCUGUCUGCGCUAUAAAGGAGACAUGGCUCCACUCUGGAAAGGGAUCGGACACGUCAUCAAAGUCCCUGACAAUUAUGGUGAUGAAAUCGCCAUCGAGCUGCGGAGCAGUGCUGGAGCUCCUGUGGAGGUGCCCCACAACUUCCAGGUGGACUUUGUCUGGAAGUCUACAUCUUUUGACCGAAUGCAGAGUGCCCUCAAGACGUUUGCUGUGGAUGAGACGUCUGUGUCUGGCUACAUCUACCACAAGCUGCUGGGUCAUGAGGUGGAGGACGUCAUCAUCAAAUGCCAACUGCCAAAGCGCUUCACUGCACAAGGACUGCCAGAUCUCAACCACUCACAGGUUUACGCUGUGAAGACUGUUCUGCAGAGACCCCUCAGCCUGAUCCAAGGACCACCAGGAACCGGCAAGACUGUGACCUCCGCCACCAUCGUCUAUCAUCUGGCCAGACAGGGCAAUGGACCAGUGCUGGUGUGUGCUCCCAGUAACAUUGCGGUGGACCAACUAACUGAGAAGAUCCAUCAGACAGGGCUGAAGGUGGUGCGUCUGUGUGCUAAGAGUCGUGAGGCCAUAGACUCGCCUGUGUCCUUCCUGGCUCUGCACAACCAGAUCCGCAACAUGGACAGCAUGCCAGAGUUGCAGAAAUUACAGCAGCUGAAGGAUGAGACCGGCGAGCUGUCGUCAUCUGACGAAAAACGAUACCGAGCUCUCAAACGAACCGCAGAGAGAGAACUGCUCAUGAACGCAGAUGUGAUCUGUUGCACAUGUGUGGGGGCCGGCGAUCCUCGACUGGCGAAGAUGCAGUUCCGCUCCAUUCUCAUUGAUGAGAGCACCCAGGCCACAGAGCCCGAGUGCAUGGUGCCAGUGGUGCUCGGGGCCAAACAGCUGAUUCUGGUGGGCGAUCACUGUCAGCUGGGUCCUGUGGUCAUGUGUAAGAAAGCAGCUAAAGCGGGACUGUCUCAGUCUCUGUUUGAGAGGCUUGUGGUUCUGGGUAUCAGACCCAUCCGUCUACAGGUGCAGUAUCGUAUGCAUCCAGCGCUCAGUGCUUUCCCCUCCAACAUCUUCUACGAGGGAUCACUGCAGAACGGAGUCACUGCCGCUGAUCGCAUCAAGAAAGGCUUUGACUUCCAGUGGCCUCAGCCGGAUAAACCCAUGUUCUUCUAUGUGACUCAGGGCCAGGAGGAGAUCGCUAGCUCUGGAACCUCCUACCUCAACAGAACCGAAGCGGCUAACGUGGAGAAGAUCACCACCCGUCUGCUGAAGGCCGGAGCCAAACCUGACCAGAUCGGCAUCAUCACCCCGUACGAGGGCCAGCGAUCGUACCUGGUCCAGUACAUGCAGUUCAGCGGCUCACUACACACCAAACUUUACCAGGAGGUGGAGAUUGCCAGCGUUGAUGCGUUCCAGGGCAGAGAGAAGGACUUCAUCAUCCUGUCUUGCGUCAGAGCUAAUGAACAUCAGGGAAUUGGUUUCCUGAACGACCCACGCCGUCUCAAUGUGGCACUCACCAGAGCCAGGUAUGGCGUGAUCAUCGUGGGCAAUCCCAAAGCUCUCUCCAAACAGCCUCUCUGGAACCAUCUGCUGAACUAUUAUAAAGAGCAGAAGGUCCUGGUGGAGGGACCGCUCAACAAUCUUAGAGAGAGUCUCAUGCAGUUCAGUAAACCACGCAAGCUGGUGAACACCAUCAACCCUGGUGCCCGUUUCAUGAGCACUGCCAUGUAUGACGCGAGAGAGGCCAUGAUUCCUGGAUCUGUGUAUGACCGCAGUAGCACCGGACGUCCUUCUAACAUGUACUUCCAGACCCACGACCAGGUUGGAAUGAUCGGAACCGGGGGGAACCCGAUGGGCUCCAUGAACAUCCCCAUCCCAUUCAACCUGGUCAUGCCACCCAUGCCUCCACCCGGGUACCUGGGCCAGGUGAAUGGACCGGCUGCAGGUCGUGGUGCACCCAAAAGUAAGACCGGGGGCCGUGGAGGUCGUCAGAGGAACCGCGGCACAGGUAACCACGGCAGCGGGCAGGCCAACAUGCCAAGCAGCCAGGCAAGUCAGGACCUGGUGUCGCAGCCUUUCUCUCAGGGUCCUCUGACCCAGGGCUACAUCACCAUGAGCCAGCCAUCACAGAUGAGUCAGCCUGGACUGUCUCAGCCCGAGCUCUCACAGGACAGCUAUCUUGGCGAUGAGUUUAAGUCCCAGAUGGAUGUGGCACUUUCUCAGGAUUCAACCUAUCAGGGUGAACGGGCUUAUCAACAUGGAGGAGUGACUGGACUCUCACAGUACUAGAGUGUUGUUGGAACAGGAGCUAGGCCUGUGCUGAGCUUAGUUCAUCAGCAUUUUAAAUAUGGGUAAAUAUAAAAAAAGAACAAACAUGGAUGCCCGUUUACCACUGUUACAACUGAAGCACCAUGAUGUGGGAGCAACAGGAGAGAAUCUAACCAAUCACAGGAGGGAGUGAAGCUGGACAGGAGGAGAAGAGAACGUGAGAAUGGAGGUCUACAUCCACCAUUCGUUGAGGACGAGGAGGAGAGGGGAGACGCAGUGUUAGGAGGAGACGAACCGCGAGAUCUUCGAUCUACAACUCCGCAACGUGGAGGAGGCUCCUAGAGUGCAGGGGCCCUCCCGGGCCCCUCUAUCUCUCUCUCGCCUCUCGCCUGGCUGUGAAACGCCAGCCUCAGGCCUUGCCCUGCCAACCAGAGACGGAGCAAAGAUGAAGUUCUCUAAAAACUACCUGCAAAAAACCACGCGUGCUCUGUCGUCUCCAUGAGCUGAGAGAGGGGGUGACGUAUCUAAAAAUAAUUACAAACGCUUUUCAAGCAGCUGAUUUAGGGAAAAUCGAGUUCCCCUCAAAGUUGAGAUCUAACAUUCAGGUUCUAUCACCGGACAUCUUCGAGGUCAGGGAUACCUGCGGCAAGAGAUCCGAAUUUCCUUCGGGUUUCGGAGAAGAGGUCUCCACUCAAUGGAUGGUGCUAGGACGCUCUGAAGAGGGAUUCAACUUUGAGGAAAGUUUUCCGCCUGAAGUGCGGGAGGGUAGAAGUUAUGUAACCGAGGGCCCAUCACAUCUUGGUCGCUCUCUGCUAGGUGAUUCAAAAAAGGAAAAUGGGUAGCUUGACUAAAAUGGCUUCGGAAAUUUGUUUUUCUUUUAAAUGUUUGUGUCCGGAGAGCUGACGUGGAAGGGGCUGACGCAUUUGUCCUUUCUUGUUUUCCCUCUUUCUUUUUAAAUCAUUUUUGUUCGAGUAGAAUAAAAGCAGCGAGGUAGAUAGCCUGCUUGAAUUAAUGCGACUUCUCGAUAUCUUACCUUCCUGAAUAAAAUCAAAGUCCCCAGACAUGAAGUAAUCUCACCAACCGAACAGUGCUUGGUCGGUAAAGUGGAAAUCAGGAUCAAAGAUCUUGUUGUGAAUUGACCCGACUGACAGUUCAGUACUGUGUUUCUCAAUAAUCAUAUAUACGCAAUAAACCCCUCCCACUGCAGGUUCUGUCCAAUCAGAACGACAGACGACGUGACGCUGUUAUAGAAAUGGCCAAAACGCUUCAAUGAAAGGUGUGACGAUGAUGAAUUGCGCCUCACAAGAAAGCAGAAGGAGAUGGCAGCACCGGUGAGAUUCUCGCUGUUUUUGUGUCUGACUGUAAGAGACGAUUUUAUGCGCUCUUACGUUAUGAUGUCAGUGAGAUCGGUUGGAAACCAACUGCCCCAGGGGAGCGUGUUUGUGCGUGCGUGUGUGUUUGUGUGUUUUCAGACAGCCCUCCCUCAUUAUUAUUGUGUUGUGGUAGAUGUAGGUUUGCGUUGUUUUCCCUCUGUUCAAGUUAGCUUAUUUUGCCGCCUUAGUAGCUCGUAUUUUAUUUGGAUGACCUGGUGUUCGUAUAACCUCUCUCAGUGUGGAAGUUGCUCCUAAUUUCAACUUCUUUUUGGUUUGUAAGAACCCGUUGAGUUUUGUGGCAUCUUAAACAUCUGUUCUGAUUGAUGCCAGUCGCCUCAACUUUGUACUUUUAUUUUGGAGUGUUUAUACUUUGCUGUUACUCCAUAUUUACCAACAAGCACGUUUGACUGUUUGAUAUUACUGAAGUAAAGACACACGCAUUUUAUAGCGCUAAGCGAAAAUUCCUUUUAAAUUGACACCCUUUGGCUGUUUUUUUCCUAACCGAUAAGACAAUCAUGAUCCCUUCAUAACCAAUGCGCAGGUUGCAAAUAAAUGUUAUAUAGUUGUUAGCAUGUAUGAGUGUCUCUGACUGCUAUUCUGACUUUCCCAUGUUUAUCCUCGUAUCAUUUUAGAAUGAACUUCAUAGGGCGUUUCUUAAGAGUUUAGUUUUCACCUGGCAUUCUGUGGCUGUAAAUAUCAGUGAUCAGAUUUGACAUUCCACCAGUCCGAUUAUUUCCCUCUAGACGAUACUUACAUUAACAAUGUGGCCAAGGUUGAUUUGUAGCGAUGUUUUUCAGUUCUGAUCAGAAGUAUGAAGAGGUUGGAAAAACACUGAGGUCACAUGUAUGCACAAGGUUUCUGACAGUAGAAGUUGCAUUGAGAUAUUGAUUUCAGAUACAACAUUUUACUGUAAAAUAAUAUUGUAUAGCCUGCAGGAAUGCUGGAAGAAUAAAAGCUAUUUGAACAUCAGGAUGUAUGAAGUAUGAUUCAGGAUUUUAUUUUAUGGAAGGAAUGAUCACCCCUAUAGUAUGUACCUCUUGUAAUCUUACAAAUAAAUGUUGCUUUCUUUCACUCAA
Messenger RNA from Triplophysa dalaica, 5919 nucleotides. RefSeq names its product UPF1 RNA helicase and ATPase (gene upf1). The record is from RefSeq and is a predicted model, not a curated record. Gene Ontology annotation, biological process: nuclear-transcribed mRNA catabolic process, nonsense-mediated decay. Gene Ontology annotation, molecular function: DNA binding; zinc ion binding; ATP binding. The transcript has 24 exons. NCBI's taxonomy places the organism in Eukaryota, Metazoa, Chordata, Actinopteri, Cypriniformes, Nemacheilidae. Gene Ontology annotation, cellular component: cytoplasm. Bases 189 to 3491 code for a protein of 1100 amino acids.